AUGAACGAUAAUUAUAUUUUGCUUUAUGGAGGUGUAUCGGGUUGCUUUUCUGAAAUAGUAGGAAAUUUAUCAAAUUUCUGGUAAUAUACAGGACAUUAUCAUUCAGCUAAUCCAUUUUUAUGUUCAAGUGGAUUGUUUAAAGAUUGGGAUUAGAAAAUGAAGUAAUUUAGCAAAUUAUAGAUAGUUUUAUUCAAAAUAGAUUUCUAAAUAAACACGAGUUCAAAAGACUAAUAAAAUAACUUUUACAUGAUGUAAAGUGGAACUCAUUAACAUGGUGUUUAAGAUUUUAUAUAAAGGAAAGGUCUUAUAGAAAUAUCGUUAAAGAAAAUUCAAAUGGUAUAUAGCCUGUCAGGUAUUUUACAAAUAAAUAAGUUUAUUUCUGCAUUCUUUUGUAUUUGGUAGCGCUGCUCAACUUUGCUGCUCAUCUUUAUUUUCAAUACGGAACUUUCUUAGGAGUGAAUAAUUUUUUAGUUUCUAACAAGUCUCUAUUAGAGUAAUAUAAUUUGGAACAUUAUUUGGGUAAAACUAAUUUAUGAUUUAAUUAGAAUUUAUGACAUGCUUAAGGGUAUAAUGAUGAAGUAGGAUUAAAAAAAAAUGCUAUUAAUUUAAACUUAUUGAUUGCUUAAUUUUCGAGUAUAAUGGCUUGCUUUUCAGAUUCUUUAUUUUAUUAUUUUAUUAACAGCUCCUCAAGAUUUUAUUUUUUUUAUGGAGAACGAAUUCUGGUUUCUAAAAAUGGGGUGGCUCUAUUUCUUUUUGAUUGGCUUUCUUCAAAAAAUGAGUAAGAAUGA
This is a messenger RNA of Paramecium octaurelia, 788 nucleotides long. The record is from the annotation of a GenBank genome assembly. Lineage: Eukaryota; Ciliophora; Oligohymenophorea; Peniculida; Parameciidae.